Molecule: messenger RNA, 3189 nt
Organism: Rasamsonia emersonii CBS 393.64
Lineage: Eukaryota; Fungi; Ascomycota; Eurotiomycetes; Eurotiales; Trichocomaceae
Exons: 8
Coding region: 1-3189 (1062 amino acids)
Biological process (GO): transmembrane transport
Molecular function (GO): transmembrane transporter activity; FAD binding
Source: RefSeq, a predicted model, not a curated record
AUGGGCCUCGGCGUCCUGGAAGAUGAUCACCUGGAGCAUGUCCCCGGGACGGCGCUGCUGACCGACGUGCUCGGGGCCGACACGUCGGUCCUCCGCCACGACAAGGGCCGGAAUUCCGACGUGCUGCUCGUUCCCCAGCCGUCCAACAGCCCGAAUGACCCGCUCAACUGGCCGCUGUGGAAGAAGGAUGUGAUGCUGUUUCUGAUCUGUAUCGAUACGGCGGUGGUCGGGGCGUGGGGCCCCAUGAUAUCCCCUGGCUACGCCAUGAUGAGCGAGCAGUUCCACAUGUCGUACAACGCGCUCAACGGCGGGCUCGGCUGGGGCGUCUUCGUCAUCGGCGUGUCGUGCUUCUUCACCCAGUCGCUGGCCGUCAUCUGGGGGCGGCGGCCGAUUUUCCUGCUGGGCAACCUGCUGCUCUUCAUCAGCAGCGUGUGGGCGUACUUUGCGCAUUCGUACCGGUCGCUGCUUGCCUCGCGCUUGGUGGGCUGCGUGGGCAUGUCGCCGUUUGAAGUGCUGGUCACCUCGACAAUCGCCGAUCUCUAUUUCGUCCAUCAGCGCGGCGUGCGCCUGGCCGCCUGGGGUCUCUGCCUGUCCAUCGGCGUCGGCGGCGGGACCAUCAUCUCCGGCUACAUCAUCCAGGAUCUGGGCUGGAACUGGACGUACGGGAUCUGCGCCGUCAUCUACGGCGUCUGGAUCGUCGUCCUCUUCUUCUUCUGCCCGGAGACCGCCUAUCGUCGCGACGCAGUCCUCAACACGGACCUGGGGACGGAGGACAAGGCCGCGGAGCUGGCAGCAGUGAAACCGUCGGCCGACACGAUCGAGCGCGCCGAGACCAACGUCUCUGAAAUCGAGCCCAAGCACAGCUACUGGAACGACCUGCAGAUCUUCCACGGCCGUGUCUCGGACGACCCCUUCUGGAAGGUGCUGACCCGUCCGCUGAUGAUGCUGGUCUUCCCGCAGGUGAUCUUCUCCUUCUUCGCCUACGGACUGACCACGUCCUGGCUGGUCGUCGUGGGAAGUGUCCUGGCACAGAUCUUCACUGUCCCGCCGUACAACUUCAGCGUGUCCGGCGUCGGUCUCGUGGCGAUUGCGCCGCUGAUCGGGGCCAUCAUUGGGGCGUUCAUCUCUGGUCCGUCGGCCGACUUUGUCGCCAAAGCGAUGAGCCGCCGCAACAACGGCAUCUACGAGCCGGAAUUCCGGCUGGUGAUCAUCGUCGUCACGCUCGUGCUCGGGGGGAUGUCCUUCUUCGGCUUCGGCAUGUCCCUGCAGGCGGAAGAUCCCUGGAUCGGACCGGUCAUCUUCUACGGGCUGCAGUACUUCAGCGUCGGGUUCAUGUCCAUCGCCGUGUACGGGUAUCUGACCGACUGCCACCGCGACAAGGCGCCCGAGGCGUUUGCGGCCAUCAACCUGCGCAACAUCUAUUCGUUCGGGAUGAACUACUUCGUCUCGGCGUGGAUCUCGAGCCAGGGGCCCAAGGAUGUGUUUUGCAUCGUGGGCGGCGUGCACGUCUUUAUCUGUCUGACGGCGGUGCCCAUAGAAGUAUUCCAUGUCAGUCGUAACUGUCGAGGAAAAUUCCGACAGAAUGGGCCUGUCAGCAUGCUGUGUCACCAUAAGUCUUCCAUUCACUACAUGACUCGAUUGACAGCCAUGAAGCUGCCAUCUGGAUUCCACGAUCGAGCAGCGAUCGGGCUUAAAGCAGCGACGUUAUCCAGACAAAAAUCUCCAAGCUGCAUAUUGGCUCGAUCUGGCCAGCUCGUCAUGAGCAAGAUCAAAGCUGUCUGUGAGCACCUAUCCCAGGAGCUGCCGAACAAGGUCGUCCUUCCCUGCCACGACGAAUAUGCCGCCAUCCAGGCAUCCUACUUUUCCCUGCAGGAGCGGGAGAUAUCGCCUGCCUGCGUCGUGACGCCCAAGACGACCGCAGACGUGGUCACUACUGUCCAAGCACUGGUCGAGCACGAAAUCCCCUUCGCCGUGCGCGCAGGCGGCCACAACCUCAACGCCGGAGCGGCCAACAUCGAGGCUGGCGUCACCAUCGACCUGCGGGGUCUGAACCAGAUCAGCUUGAACGAGGACCUAUCCGUCGUGUCCGUCGGGGGCGGCGCCAGAUGGGGCGAGGUCUACUCCUCUCUCGAGCCGUUCGGGCUCGCUGUCGCAGGGAGCCGGGAUGAAGCUGUCGGCGUGGGGGGAUUGAUUCUAGGCGGCGGCAUGUCUUACUUCAGCGGCAGGAAAGGCCUGGUCUGCGACAACGUCGACAACUACGAGGUCGUGCUGGCCUCCGGCGAGGUGGUCAACGCCAACAGGGAGGAGAACCGCGACCUGUGGACGGCGCUGAAGGGCGGCGCUGGCAACUUCGGCAUCGUCACCCGGUUCGACCUGCGCGUCUGGCGCCAGGGCCUGUUCUACGGCGGCGUGGUGGUGUCCAGCCUCGCGACGGUGGAUGCGCAGCUGGAGGCGUUUGCAGGGCUCGCGGCGGACUUUGACAGGCAUGCGGCUAUCAUCCUGAGCGUCAGCUGGAACCAGGUCCAGCAGGCCUACGGGGUCUUUUGCAAUAUGAUGUACACUGCGGAGGGCGUCGAGGAUCCACCGGCCUUGCGGCCUUUCACGCAGGUGCAGCCGCAGUUCCUCAACACGAUGCGCGUUGCCUCGCUGAGGGAGUUUGCUAUCGAGACCAGCAAACAUGCUGUAAAAGAGGCGCGCAACCAAUUCGCGACGACAACCUUCAAAGUCAACCUUCCCCUGAUCCAGGAGGCGUACCGGCUCUGGCACCAGAGCGUGUCGAGCAUCACGACAAUCGAAGGCGCAAGCUGGGCGCUAGUCUUUCAGCCCAUCCCGGCGCCAUUCCUGGAAGCCGGAGGGGGAGAGCAAAGCAACACCCUCGGUCUACGUCCCUCAGACGGCCCACACGUACUGAUAAUGCUAGCAUAUAGCUGGAAAAAGAAAGCCGACGACUCGACGAUGACAGCGGCAGCGCAGAAGCUCAUCCACGACAUCGACGCCGCGUCGCAGCGGGCCGGCCUGUUCAGCCCGUUCAGGUAUCUGAAUUAUGCGGCUGGGUGGCAGGAUCCCAUCGCUGGGUAUGGCGAGGAGAGUGUUCGGCAGCUGAAAGCUGUCAGUCGGAAGUAUGAUCCCAGGGGAGUGUUUCAGAGACAGUGUCCGGGUGGGUUUAAGGUCUUUAAAUCGGGAGAGUGA